Xylaria bambusicola is the source of this 1826-nucleotide messenger RNA. Its product is annotated as indoleamine 2,3-dioxygenase-like protein. The record is from RefSeq and is a predicted model, not a curated record. Lineage: Eukaryota; Fungi; Ascomycota; Sordariomycetes; Xylariales; Xylariaceae. The transcript has 4 exons. Bases 212 to 1684 code for a protein of 490 amino acids. Gene Ontology annotation, molecular function: metal ion binding; heme binding.
CGACUUCGGUUAUCUGAGUCUAGAUGAGGCCGGAAUCAGUUCCGGCCACAGAGUAUAUCACCAGAUUGGUGGCGGUUAUGUUACGUCCGGAAUCUUCCCCUCACCUCUUUCAAAAAAAAAAAUCCACUGUAACCUCAGCAAAGAUUAUCAACUGUUGUCUCGAAUCAUCACACUGGGCUAUCCAAAGCGCUUCAACCCCUAACUCCUCAACAUGCUUAUCCCAAACACAUCUUUCGAAGUCCUCGAAGACACGAGACCACAUGAAUUGUCGUUGCCAGCGUUCAUGGUCUCAACCACACGAGGCUUCUUGCCCCGCGCGGAUCCUGUCGUCGCACUUCCUCCCAAGUUCGAUGCCGUAGAGGAGUUACUGCGAAGGAUGCCCGUUUCGACCCAGUCGGGGCAUCCUGGACUCCUAGCUGCAGGUCAGCUGGGUGACGCGGUACAGGAACUCCCCGACUUGACUGGGGAGAUCGAAGAAUACCGUGAUAACGUUCCCAUGAUGAACGCAUUAUAUCGUGACUAUUCCUUCCUCGCCUCAGCAUAUCUCCUAGAGCCUUGCCAUAUGAGAUUCAUGAAAGGUGAGCCGUAUGGGCUAGCUCGAUCGUUUCUGCCAGCUCAGCUGUCACGCCCCAUCGCACGGUGCGCAGAGCUCACUGGCUUCAAGCCGUUCAUGGAGUACGCUGGCUCUUAUGCGCUCUUCAAUUAUCGUCUUCAAGAUCCCAAUAGGGGUCUUGAGUAUGACAACUUGCGUCUAAUCCGCGCGUUUGAGCAUGGGCUCGACCCAUCUUCGUCGGAAGCAGGAUUUGUUCUGGUGCACGUCGACAUGGUGAAGAAUUCCGGCCCCAUUAUAGCCGGAGCCAUGUCAGCCCUCUCCGCUCUCGCUAAUCAAAACGGCGCGGACCGCACAGUACAGCGGAAGACAUUCAACGACGGCCUCCGCACCAUCUUGGGUGGUAUGAAGAAGGUCAAUACUGUGAUGGAAACAAUGUGGGGUAAGUCGAAGCCUCGCUCAUACACGAGUUUCCGAACCUUCAUCUUCGGCAUCACCUCGCAGUCUAUGUUCCCUGAAGGGGUAGUCUACGAGGGCAUCAAUGAUGGCAAGCCUAUGAGCUUUCGUGGAGAAAGCGGUGCGAACGACUCCAUGAUACCGCUCAUGGAUAAUUUCUUGCAGAUUCAAAUGCCAAGCACUCCCCUCACGGAAAUCUUGCAGGAUUUCAGAGAGUACCGGCCAAGCAACCACCGGCAGUUCCUAGUUGAUGUGAAACACAGCUCGGAAGAAUUAGGCGUGAAAGACUUCGGGCUUGGAACUAACCCCCACCAUGUCGCUACAACAGAGCAGAAGGAGCUAUUGCUCGAAUCGCGGCGCCUAUGGAUCAAGCUUCUGGACCAGGUCCGUGACUUUCGAUGGAGGCACUGGUGCUUUGCACGCGAGUAUAUUCUCAAACAGACAUCACACCCCACUGCCACAGGCGGUAGUCCGAUAGUUACAUGGCUUCCCAAUCAGUUACAGGCAGUUAUGGAGGAGAUGGUGGAGAUUUACAGUAGCGUCGAGGGCCAAAGUGGCCCCACGAAUCUAGGAGAGGAGUGCCGAGAUAUCAUGGAUCUUGUCAGCCGACAACAAGAUAUGCUGCGUAAAGAAGUAGACAAGUACUGUCAAGAACGUGGCGUAAGCAUUCAUAACUAAGAUGCAAGUGGAUAUAGGGAUAUGUCAUUUCAUUAGGCUCUCAGGGAACUGACGAAGUCUAUAUUGCAAUCAAAAUAAUGACACGUUGCCAUCGCCCAUGUGUUACGUGACCUUAAUAUAUUUUGAAGAUUAAGCUAAACUA